GGCAGGUCCACAAACAUCUUGGRAAAAGGAAUAAGGACAUCUAGAAGAAUACGGAAUCAUGUCGGAACACGGCAAUACACUUUUACGCACUGUGAAAGCAAAACUUUGGUCGGAUUUGUUGUUUUGUGUUCUCGAUAAGAAGGUGGUCUAGCCCAACUUUGUAAGAGAAACGAUUGGUCUGUGUCUAUUCUCGCUUCAAUCUGUAUUUUGUGGGAGAGAGUUUGCACGAAAGUAACGGAUUUAAGUAAUGGAUCAAUCCUUCGCAAUUCAAGAGAUUUUGCCACAAGGCGAAAAUUGCGUCAUAGUAUCCUUUAUAGUGCGCACUAAAUGUUUUUUGUAUCACUCCGAUGUUAUGAGUGCGUUAUCUAAAGGCUGAUGUUUGACUUCCUUUGGAAGAAGAAGACAAUGUUUCAUUCCGACGUAGCCUACCGGCAGUUCACCCAAGGCGAGGYCGUGGAGUUUGUUUGUCAAGGCCUAAUAGGCUAUACGUGUGUGUAUCUGAAUGGGGUGAAAUUUUGUAUAUUUCAUUCAAUAGUACAAUUGUUUGGAUUUAAUAGGCUUUGRGUGUAAAGAAGAAGAAUUGCAAAUUGYUUAAUUAGGACAUUGGUGCUGCUUUUCGAUUGUAACACAAGUGUUACACUAGUAUACGCCCUUAUGUUACACUAUGGACAUUGUGUUUCAAUAGCUAGGGCUGACUGGGGAUUUGUGAAGAGCAGAAUCAACAACCUCUGCAUAAGAAGGUGUUAAAGUUCACAGUUAGCCAGUGUUAUGUAAAUGACAACUGAAAAGUACCAGUGGCCUGGCUUUGGCCCCAAGUGAGAGCAGGACCGCUGGAGCCAUGGCCAAURAGACACAGGUCCCGGGCUAAGUAGAUGGAAACAGAAAAGUUUGAGCUUUUUGUGUACAAUAUGAUAGGUCCUCCACUGGGUGGCAAUCUUAUACAAGCUAAUCAAAUUCAAUUGUAUUUGUCACAUGGGCCGAAUCCUUAACUGUAGCCUACUCUAGACCUUCAUACUUUCCAGACAUUAGAUUUGUUUUAUAGCAAUGACUAGGCCUCUGCUCUUUGAAGGUAAUUGCUGCAUAAUGUUUUUCCCAAUAUAAAAAAAAAAACUUUUCAUUUUGAUAUCAACACUUGUGUAGGCCUAUUUUCAAAUGUGACAUUGUGCAAAAAUCUAUGCAAUUCCCUUAACCAGAUUGUUGUAAACAUGCUGUUCAAUGUCUUGUCUUGGUGGACAAUGUCACUGAAAGCAGACUAUUGGGUUUGGUGGAGCGCACCAAGGAACAUGCGCUGUUUGUUUUUACCCAUAGAAGAAUGGCGAUAACUGGUGAAGAUGUCACAUUGGAGGACAUUUUCCCCAUCUCUAAUGACUUUGCGGUUGUGGAAAUGUCCUCGGCAGAUGAACUUUCUUUUGUGGGUGCAGACACUAGAGUGAGGCUGAACUUCCAAGAUGGGGAGCUGGAGGUGAGGCUUCCCUUUGGCUCCCACUCUCGCCUUUUCCUCAGUGAGGUCAACAGAGCCUGGAGUGAUGUUUGCAAGUCUCCCAAGGAAGCACCGAAGUUUGAGUGGCUCCACAAGUACCGCAAAGCCUCCAAAGGCCAAGGUGGCGUCAAACAGACCCUUGCACCCUUGGGRACGACACACACCAAGAUCAGCCAGCAUAAGAAAACAGGGAACUCAUUGAACGCAGUAAGCAGAUCCCCAGUAGAAGGAAACAAGAGGGUGAACAGUGGAGUGGAGCACCCCAGAGUGGAGUCCGGCCCAGUGAGCCAAGGGAAAGUGAAGCGUGAGGGCUGGGAUGAGCUGAAGCGCGAGGGCAGGGAUGACCUGGUACGCCAGUCCAGCCACACAGCGUCCAACAAAGCUACAAUGCUAGCCAUGCCGCAGUUUGGCCUGCGCGACAACCUCGUCCGCUGUGAGCUGCUCAAGAACGAGGACAUCUACACCUACCUGGAGAAUUUCAGUUUCUUCCUAGGCACGUACAAUGUGAACGGCCAAACCCCCAAAGAAGGCCUCCGUCCCUGGCUGGGCUCCACAUCCACUCCCCCUGACAUGUACUGCGUGGGGUUCCAGGAGCUGGACCUGAGCAAGGAGGCCUUCUUCUUCAACGACACGCCCAAGGAGACCGAGUGGAUGARGGCUGUGUCUGAGGGGCUGCAUCCAGACGCCAAGUACGCCUUAGUGAAACUGGUUCGUCUGGUGGGCAUCAUGCUGCUGUUCUAUGUGAGGAAUGAGCACGCCAAGCACAUCUCUGAGAUGGAGGCAGAGACCGUGGGCACCGGCAUCAUGGGUAGAAUGGGAAACAAAGGUGCUGUGGCCAUCCGCUUCCGCUUCCACAACUCUGACAUCUGUGUGGUCAACUCCCACCUGGCCGCCCACAUCGAGGAGUAUGAGAGGCGCAACCAGGACUACAAGGACAUCUGCAGCAGGCUGCUUUUCCGCCAGCACGACCCCGCCCUGGCCCCACUCGCCAUCAUGAAGCAUGAUGUGGUCCUAUGGCUGGGUGAUCUCAACUACAGGCUAAGUGACCUUGAUGUCGACAAUGUGAAGGACUUAAUCGCCAAGAAGGAUUUUGAAACGCUGCACAGUUAUGACCAGCUGAAGAGACAGAUCGAUGAGAAGGCUGUUUUCGUGGGCUUUGUGGAGGGAGAAAUCGGCUUCCUGCCCACUUACAAAUACGACACCGGCUCCGACCAAUGGGACACAAGUGAAAAGUGUCGUGUGCCGGCGUGGUGCGACCGGAUCUUGUGGCGAGGCAAGAAUGUGCGGCAGCUGCACUACCAGAGUCACAUGGACCUGAAGACCAGUGACCACAAGCCAGUCAGCUCCCUGCUGGAGAUAGGGAUCAAGCUGGUGAACGAAGAGUCUUACAAAAAGACAUUUGAGGAAAUUGUGCGCUCGCUGGACAAGAUGGAGAACGAGUGCAUUCCGUCCGUAACUCUGUCCACGCGAGAGUUCCACUUCAAAGACGUGAAGUUCAKGCAGCACCAGGCAGAGACUCUGAMCCUCCACAACGACGGACAGGUCCCGUGCCAGUUUGAGUUCAUCCAGAAGCUGGAUGAGCCCACCUACUGCAAGCCCUGGCUCACCGCCAACCCGGCCAAGGGCUUCAUCGCUCAGGGCGGCAACAUGGACAUUGACCUGGARGUGUUUGUGAACCGCUCCACCGCCACGGAGCUCAACGCAGGCCGCCAGCAAAUCGAGGACAUCCUGGUGCUCCACCUGGAGCGGGGCAAGGACUACUUCCUCUCUGUGUCAGGCAACUACCUGCCCAGCUGCUUUGGCUCRUCCAUCCAGACCCUGUGUCAGCUGAGGGACCCCAUCCAGGAAAUGCCCCUGGAGACCAUCCGGGAGCUGACGUCAUCAGGCGAUGAGACCAGRACCGUAAUCAUCGAUAAGCCCCUGGAUAUCCCUAAAGAGAUAUGGCAGAUGGUGGACCACCUAUACCGUAAUGCUCCUAAACAGGGGGAACUAUUUCAACAACCUGGRCUCCGCAGUGAAUUUGUGGAGAUAAGGGAUUGCCUUGACACUGGCAUGCCAGACUCGCUCCCUGGCAGUAACCACUCUGUGGCAGAAGCACUGCUCMUCUUCCUCGAUGCCCUCCCUGAGCCUGUGGUMCCCUUCUCCCUGUACCAGCAGUGCCUGGAGUGCUGCUCCAACACCAGUCAGUGUAAAAAGGUUGUAUCCUUGUUACCUCAGUGCCAUAAAAACGUGUUUAACUACAUAGCGGCUUUUCUCCGUGAGUUGUUGAAGCAUUCUACACACAAUAGCCUGGAUGUCAACAUUUUAGCCACCAUUUUUGCUKCCUUGCUACUGAGGUCACCYACGAAGCAGGACCUUGCAGAGAAGAAGAAGACCCAAGAGUUUUUUCAGCAUUUCCUAGUCCAGGACCUCUCUUGAAUGGAAGUGUUUUCCUGCCAUGUCUUACAUGCUACAAACUCUUUUAGAUACUAUUGUAGUUUAAUGUACAGCUCAGUAUUUGUAAUACAUGUAAUAAGUUCCUAUUCAUAUAGAUGGCUCUUUGUAUAGGUACACAGUCAGUCAAAUUGAUUAGGCUUACGCUCCUUUGAUUUGAAAUCAMCUAUGUUUUGACAAACUAUGUUUAACCUGUAAGCUGUUGAUGUACAGCUUUUAUUCUAUCACUGAGCAGCUGUAGURAACUGACCAUUUUUAAUGUAUGUAUAUUUACCAGUUUAUUUAAAGAAAAAACUAUGUUGUGCUGUUUUUGUGAAGGAAAAACAGCGGAUCGUUAUUUUAUAUAUGAAAGUACUUCAAACAGUUGUGGUUUGACUUUUUUUUCUCCCCAUUUAUCAAGCAAAUUGAAAAAAGUUAGUUUGGAAUUUAAUAAACCCACUGUCACAUUU
Messenger RNA from Salvelinus sp. IW2-2015, 4362 nucleotides. RefSeq names its product type II inositol 1,4,5-trisphosphate 5-phosphatase. Gene Ontology annotation, cellular component: cytosol; membrane. NCBI's taxonomy places the organism in Eukaryota, Metazoa, Chordata, Actinopteri, Salmoniformes, Salmonidae. Gene Ontology annotation, molecular function: inositol-1,4,5-trisphosphate 5-phosphatase activity; phosphatidylinositol-4,5-bisphosphate 5-phosphatase activity. Gene Ontology annotation, biological process: phosphatidylinositol dephosphorylation; signal transduction. The record is from RefSeq and is a predicted model, not a curated record.